Molecule: messenger RNA, 3515 nt
Organism: Jaminaea rosea
Lineage: Eukaryota; Fungi; Basidiomycota; Exobasidiomycetes; Microstromatales
Product: NPR2-domain-containing protein
Exons: 1
Coding region: 92-3484 (1130 amino acids)
Biological process (GO): positive regulation of autophagy; negative regulation of TORC1 signaling
Cellular component (GO): vacuolar membrane; GATOR1 complex
Molecular function (GO): GTPase activator activity
Source: RefSeq, a predicted model, not a curated record
ACCACGUCCUGCAACAACCGCACUCGUUGAACAUAUUGCGCUUCGCUACGACUCACGAGGCCUCUGAGCCCUGAGUUGUUUUUGCCCCAGCAUGCCCUCGUCCGAGGCGGAGGCCGCUUUUGAUGAUGGCUACGAAUCGGCAUCAUCAUCUGCGUCUUCAUCCUCACCCUCAUCCUCAUCCUCGUCAUCACUCGCGCCGCCCAUUCUCGACGAAUCCUUCCUCCCGCGCAUUCUCGCCCUCUUCUUUGCCAUCUUCCAUCCCACGCAAGGUCCGAAAGUCGUCUAUCAAGUGCCAGAGGGUAGCGUCACUGCAGAUGAAGUCGGCGACGUCAAAGGCAAGGGCAAGCGUGGAGCCAACCUUUCCUCUUCACCCCGCCAUGGCAACUUGGAGCAAGAGCAGCUGUUCGACUUUGAUACCCUCAGCGACUACCUCAUACCCAAGGCACCUCUUUGCGGUCGUCUCAUUACUUGCACCACCAAAGGGCUGCCCUCAUCGAAAGACCGCGUGCCACGUCAUUUCAAGGUUCUCUCCUACCCAGUCCUUAUCGAAGACUCAGAGAAGUACGAGCGCAACACCUUCAUCUUCAACCUCGCCUUUGUAUUUGAUGGAAAAGCCGAUGUCAAGAGCUACGAGCCUGUCGUGCGGAAAUGCGCUCGCGCUCUACAAGGACUGGAACAGAGCUCGUCCUUCUUAUCGUCGACGCUCAACCAGCCUCGCAUGUAUGGCAUCGUCGAGCAUCUCUAUCAGGAUCUCAACUCCUUCUGCGAAGUAUUCGUCGACCUGCCAGAAGCACCACAUACAGCGUACGAGAAGGAUCAGCGCAAUCUCGCCCUCGACGCCAUCUCGCCUUCCUUUCGCGGCCACAGUACUGGAGCGAUGGUGACAUCAGCGAGCCAAAGCAGCGCGCUUCGCGCUACGAGAGCGUUGAGUACCGCCGCCGAUGGUGCGAUCCAUGGCAGUAGAAUGCCAGCCAGUCUACUCGAGAGUCGGCGCCCAAGCGCAGCAAGUGUGAGUUCGACGGGCAGUCGCAAUGGCAGUCGCAAUGGGUCUCCGGCCAUCGCCCCUGCAACAGACGGUGCAGGCCUGCCAUUCGGUAUGAGCCCAAUCGAGGAGAGUAGCAAGAGCGGACCCCGGCGAGGCUCUAUUGCCGGUCUUCACCAUCAUACCAUAUCCCCGCUAUCGCCUUUCACGUCGAGCAGCAUGACGAGCCCUCCGCCAGCCCCCUUGACGGCUCUGGGAGCGCCAGCCAUCGAUCCACUCGCGGGUUCAGCCACAUUGCCAGGCUCUCGCCGUUCUUCUGCCGCAAGCACAGAGGCGCAUCGAAGACCAAGCAUCAAGAGGAGCAAGACGACGUCGACUGCAGCAGUCAAUGAGGCAAAGGCGAGCGCCGUCUCUGCCAGCAUGCAACGAGCCUUUAGCAACGGGUCGACCGGUAGCUCCUCGAGCGAAGACGCUCUUACACGCCGGCACGCUCUUGGCGAUCGUUCCUCCUACGAGGCGAUAGCUGCCGACCUGAGCAGUUCACUCGCAUCGUUGCGCAACGUCAAGCCACCCGCAAACACAACGAUAGCAGACGGCCUGCCGUCAACAGACCCGGUCCUGUCCCUCCUCCCACAGCCCCCAAGCCGUGCCCCAGGACAACGUGAACCACCCCACGGUCUAGGGCGCACAGUGCGCGAGGCUAUAAAUCUCAAGCUUUUCCCAACCUACGCCAAUCCGCCUCCAGUGAAAGACCACGACGUCCCCGUCUCCCUCCUCGACCUUGGCCACAAAGCUCGGUCGAGCUCCUCCAACUGGGACCUGACCAUGAGCGCCGUCUACCCCUACAUCAACGGCAUCAACCACGUGAAGCGCAUUGCACAAUUGGCCGACGCGGAUCUGGAGCUGACGAGACAGUGUAUGGAGCAUUUGCUCUACUAUGGCUGCAUUCUGACGGUGGACGUUUUCCAGUUUUGGAACGUGUAUGCGGUCAAGCCUGCCGUCGCGAGGAUGGCGGACGAUCCGUCUAUUCAGGCUGAGUGUGGGCCGUACGUCACGAGACCAGGACAUGCUGUUCCUGCUUGGCCCACCCUCCUCGCUCUUUAUACGGCGCUCCGACCAGGUAUGCAGCUUGAGCGCUGGAUCGAGGAGCGACAGGUUGAGGCGCUAGGCAUCGACGUGCGGCGCUUUGUGACCUUUGGGGUCAUCAAGGGCUUUUUGAGACGGGUGCAUCGCUACCCUGUGCUCAUGGGAGGGCAGGUCGUCUUGGAUGAGAUGCUGGCCUGGCUGCGUGAGGGAGGGUCAAGAUCCCAGUCAAGGAGCAGGGAGCGGGAUCCGGCAGAGCAACGCAAGCCAGCCGCAGCGCCGAUGGCUUCCCCGUUGGCUUCACCUUCGGUCGAUGCCUCGUCGAAAGACGACUCUCUUGGUCGGCCGGCGUACAAUCGACGCCAGCCGUCGGAUGGUGCGUCAAUACGAACUGUCAGACAAGGUGAUGAGCGAGGGGCCAAAAGCUGCGUUAAGACGCCUACGGCUGCAGCUCCACCACGUACGCCGCGAUUCCCUCCUUCCUCGCGCUACACGACGGCUACUGUAUCCGAUGUGGCCAAUAUUGCCUUUGAUCAGUUUGGCGAAGGCGAAGAUUCUCCAUCACAGCAGCAUCUGGCGUCUCGUCGCGGCGGCGGUAACAGCUCUCUGCAACCGGGCAGCACCAACGAUAGCGAAGGGUACGGUUCGCGUUCCUCCCUCACGCUCCGGCCCUCGAUCCCCAGCUUGCAAGGCUCUCUAUCUACUGCCACACCCUCUUCCUCCAUUCGCCCCUCCUUUACGGGCCGCAGAUCUGCCAAUCGCCCUCCCAUUCCAGACUCGCUUUUCCCCUCGUCAUCGGGAAGCCUGGACCUCCCUCCCGACCUGCCCGCCAUGCUUGAUGGAACAAACAGUGAGGACGCUCUUUGUGUCCACUUCGGCCUCUCCUGGCCGCAGCUGCGGCGUAUGCUCAUCCGCCUAGGAAGAGCGGUAGCGAAUUUCCAGCAACAAAGAGAACGCGAGCGCGAGCGUGAACGACUGCAGAGGGGAGGAUCAUCCUUGCAGAUGAGACCUAGACGGAGGGAUUCGUGGAGCAGUCGGCGGUUGAGCGGCUAUGCUGCGGGCGGAGCAGGAGGAGAGAGUGACGACUGGAUACCAGAGGCGCCAGCUUUCGCGAAUGCGAGUGGAUUCGGCGCGAGUGGGUGGGCGAGUGGGGUGAGCGGUCAACAGGGUGGGUCCAACGCGACUGGGUCAUUGGCCACUUCGCUGCGCAGUAGCGGGAAGAGAGCGGUCUUUGCGGGUAGCAUAGGCAAGAGUGGUACAUCAGCAAGCGCAGCGGGGGCUUCGGGCUCGAUGAUGUCCUCGGGCUCGUUUGGACCCAAGUCGUGGAAUCAGUCGCUGGAUGGGCUUGAGAUUGAGGACGAGGAGGAGGAGCUGGAACGUACGGGCGAGUUUGGGGCUGUUGUGAUUAUCAGCAUUUGAAAUACCAUGUCAAAGAAGGAAUGUUGCAGGC